CCGUGUGCUUGCUUUUAUUAUACCCAAUGUUAGUAUUUAUUCUUGUUCUCUUAUUUUGCAGCUCUUUGCAAAGAGCAAACCUCCAAAAGGUCUUUAUGUCUAUGGAGAUGUUGGCACAGGAAAGACAAUGGUGAUGGACAUGUUCUAUUCUCACUUAGAAGUAGAGAGGAAAAAGAGAGUCCAUUUUCAUGGCUUCAUGCUAGAUGUACACCAGAGAAUACAUCGCCUCAAGCAGAGUUUGCCAAAAAGAAAAGCAGGAUUUAUGGCCAAAUCAUACGACCCAAUUGCACCAGUAGCAGAGGAAAUAAGUGAAGAAGCUUCUCUGUUAUGUUUUGAUGAAUUUCAGGUCACUGACAUUGCUGAUGCCAUGAUUCUGAAACAGCUUUUUGAAAAUCUGUUCCAAAAUGGGGUUGUCGUUGUGGCAACAUCUAACAGGCCGCCAGAAGACCUAUAUAAAAAUGGACUUCAGAGAGCUAAUUUUGUACCAUUCAUUGCUGUGCUGAAGAAGUACUGCAGCACCGUCCAGUUGGAUUCGGGAAUAGACUACAGGAAACGAGUGCUUCCUGCUGCUGGAAAACUUUACUACCUCACAAGUGAAGCUGAUGUGGAGGCUGUCAUGGAUAAGUUGUUUGAUGAGCUGGCUCAGAAACAAAAUGAUUUAACUAGACCAAGGAUUCUAAAAGUGCAAGGCAGAGAGCUGAGGCUGAAUAAAGCGUGUGGAACCAUCGCAGACUUCACAUUUGAAGAGCUGUGUGACAGACCUCUUGGGGCCAGUGACUAUUUGGAAAUAUCCAAGCACUUUGACACAGUCUUUGUUCGCAACAUACCACUUCUUACCAUGGCAAAAAGGACCCAAGCUCGUCGCUUCAUUACGCUUAUUGACACAUUUUAUGAGCAUAAGGUGCGGAUCAUUUGUUCGGCAGUGACUCCUCUCCGGAGCCUGUUCCUGGCAGAGUGUGACAGUGGGGAGCUGGAGGACAACAGAGUGUUGAUGGAUGAUCUGGACUUGAGCCAGGAUUCUGCCAGAGGACUCUCCAUGUUUACAGGGGAAGAGGAGAUCUUUGCGUUUCAGCGAACCAUCUCGCGGCUUACGGAAAUGCAGACUGAGCAGUACUGGAAAGAUGGGGACAGAAGCAUAAAAUAGUUAUAAUUAGAAAAUGAAUAAAAGAACACUAAAAAAAAGUGUGUAAGGAAAUAAAGCUACAGAAUUGGAAUACUUAUUAGCACAAAUGAAAUAAU
This is a messenger RNA of Tinamus guttatus (white-throated tinamou), 1239 nucleotides long. The record is from RefSeq and is a predicted model, not a curated record. Lineage: Eukaryota; Metazoa; Chordata; Aves; Tinamiformes; Tinamidae.